UACUCCCCUCGCUCUCUUCCAGCAACUGAGACCCACGCACGGUAAGUGUUUCAACUUCCAAUCUACCCCUCCACAUCACUUUUGUAUGAUGAGACACCAGCUGGCACCAGUCCUAGAAAGACUUGUACUCUUUUUGCUGCGGAAUAGCUUGGGGGACACUGUCCCUAUCUCUGAAUCCACCUCUACACACAUCCUGCAUGUCAGUUUCUGAGAUUGGCACACUUUGACUGAUCCAAUCGCUAUAGCCGCGCAUAACCACGUCUCACCUCGCACCUUUUCAAUCACACCGCCAUCAUGGUUCUCCACAACCCAAACAACUGGCACUGGGUCAACAAGGAUGUCUCGGGCUGGACCAAGGAAUAUCUGGAGAAGGACCUCGUGGGCAUCAAGGCAGAGAAGGAUGGCGCGUCGGCCGAGAUCUCAAAGCUGCUGAGCCAGGACGGUGAUGUCGAGGUCGCACAACGCAAGGGCAAGGUCAUUACCAUCUUCGAUCUGAAGUUGCAACUCGAGUACACCGGCAAGACAAAGGACGACGAAGAUGUCAGCGGAACCAUUACCAUCCCCGAGGUCGCACACGACACCGAGGAGGAUGAGUACUUCGAGAUUGAGAUGUACUCGGAAUCUUCCUCAAAGACCGCUGUCAAGGACCUCGUUCGAUCGCAAAUCACUACCCAACUCCGCGCUAGAUUCCAACAAUUGGGCCACGCGCUGAUGGAGGCUCACGGCAAAGACAUCCAGCACGCCGCUGGCCACAAACCUGCCUUCACGCCCGCCAAGGUCUACUCGAGCUCCUCCGUCAACAAAUCAAGCGACGACUCCAAAACCGCGACCUCGACCUCUGAGUCAAACGGCAAGUCUGUCAACGUGACCAGCCUCAGCGAUCAGCAAGAGUUCCGUUGCGACGCUCCCAUGCUCUACCAAAUCCUCACCGACCCUCAACGCAUCGCUGCCUUCACCCGCGCACCUCCGAAAGUCUUCGAGGGCGCCAGACCCGGCGGCAAGUUUGAGAUCUUUGGUGGAAACGUCAGUGGAGAGUACGUCGAGCUCACGGAGCCUACAAAGAUUGUUCAAAAGUGGCGUCUUGCCCAGUGGCCCCAAGGCCACUUCAGUACCUUGAACAUUGCCUUUGAGCAGAACAAUGUCGAUUCCGUUACCAUCAUGCGCGUCGACUGGACUGGUGUGCCCGUUGGCGAGGAGGAGGCUACCAAGCGCAACUGGGAAAACUACUAUGUCCGCUCGAUGAAGCAGACUUUCGGUAUUGGCUCCAUUCUGUAAAAGCGCAGAGUCAAUUAAAUUUAUGGGUACACGAAAACAUUUCAAAAACCAGGACUUACAUUGGUCCGUUCUCUCUUCGGAA
This is a messenger RNA of Aureobasidium subglaciale EXF-2481, 1357 nucleotides long. RefSeq lists its product as uncharacterized. The record is from RefSeq and is a predicted model, not a curated record. Gene Ontology annotation, cellular component: cytosol. Bases 295 to 1275 code for a protein of 326 amino acids. Gene Ontology annotation, biological process: positive regulation of ATP-dependent activity; protein folding. Gene Ontology annotation, molecular function: ATPase activator activity; protein-folding chaperone binding. The transcript has 2 exons. NCBI's taxonomy places the organism in Eukaryota, Fungi, Ascomycota, Dothideomycetes, Dothideales, Saccotheciaceae.